UCAAUGCAUUCUUGUGAGUGCUCUGUAGAAAUAUGAAUUAGUGCGGAAUCAGUGAUCUCUAACUUAGGAAACAUUUUUUUUAAUUAGGUAGCGAUUUAAAUUCUGGCGGUAUUUAGUGUAAACAAAUGUAUUAAUAUAAAGGGGCUGUCAGUUUCUUUUGUGGCGGUGUGUUGAUCUAUCGAAAUCGCGGAGUGGAGUAUAUUGGCAUUCUAAUAUGAAACUGUUGGCGUUAAUCACUCUAUUCGUGCCACUUAUAAGUGCCGAUAUAUUCCCGUUAUCCAUAAUACACAUCAAUGACUUCCACGCAAGAUUCGAGCCGACGGACACAUCGGGCGGUACGUGUGAUGCUGGCGAAGAGUGCAUUGGCGGUUAUGCGCGCACCGUUUACAUGGUAAAGCGUUUGCUGCACGAACAAAAGGACCAAAAUGCGGUUUACUUCAAUGCAGGCGACAGUUUCCAGGGCACACUUUGGUACAAUAUCGGACGAUGGAAUGUGACGAGUCAGUUUCUGAAUAUGUUGCCCGCAGAUGCUAUGACACUCGGCAAUCAUGAGUUUGAUCACGGCAUUGAGGGUGUUGUGCCAUUUUUGGAGACCAUCAAUUCUCCGAUGUUGGUCGCAAAUAUGGACGCAAGAGAUGAGCCGGACAUGCAGGGUAAAUACAAAAACUCCAUAAUAAUCGAACGUAGUAACAGGAAAAUCGGCGUCAUCGGCAUUAUACUCGAAACCACUUAUGAUUUGGCCAAUACUGGUAAUUUGAUCUUCACAAAUGAGAGCGCCGUUAUACGUGAGGAAGCAAAAAAGUUGAAAGCACAGGGUGCUAAUAUAAUUAUUGCCAUUACGCAUUGCGGUUAUGAUGUGGAUAAAUUAAUUGCACAACAUGCUGGUGAUGAAGUCGAUGUUAUAGUAGGCGCGCACUCACACACCUUCCUAUACACGGGUGAUAAUUUGCCUGGUCCAGACAAACCACGUGGUCCGUACCCAACUGAGGUGGUGCAUGAGAAUGGACAUCGCGUUUUGAUCGUGCAAGCUGCAGCUUAUGCCAAGUAUGUUGGUAAUAUAACAGUAUUCUUCGACGAUGAUGGCAAUGUGGUUGACUAUUCGGGUGCUCCGAUUUAUAUGGGAUCAGAUGUACCAGAGGACUCCGACGUUUUGAAAGCCAUGCUGCCAUGGAAGGAGAUAAUUGAUGCAAAGGGUUCGGUGGUUGUUGGUGAGUCCAAAGUUGAAUUGGAUAUGUCAACAUGCAGCGAUUCCGAGUGCAAUUUGGGAAAUUAUUUCUGUGAUGCCAUGAUACAUGCUUUUACUGGUUUAACAACGUAUUCGGAAGUGCCAUGGACAAAUGUUUCGAUUGGCCUAAUAAACACAGGAGCUCUACGAGUUCCGCUAAAAAAAGGAAAUCUAACAUACGGACAUCUAGUGACAAUGUCGCCAUUUGAAAAUGUACUAACGGCCUUCAAUUUACCAGGACAUAAGCUUUUAGAAGCAUUGGAAUAUAGUGUGAAACCGAUAGAUAUCAGGAAUAAUAUAACUAACUCAGAGUUAUAUAUGCAAGUUGCUGGUUUAAAGAUCACGUUUGAUUACAAUAAACCAGUUGGUGAGAGAGUCGUUAAUGUUAAAGUACGCUGUGCAAAUUGUGCCAUUCCACGUUAUGAGAAUUUCGAUUCGAAGAAAAUUUAUCGUAUCGUGGCACCAGAUUUUCUAGCUGAAGGAGGUGGUGGUUUCACCAUAUUCAGAGAUUAUGGAACAGACUGGCAAAAGGAAAUGACAGAUAUUGAUGCUCUCUUAUCGUUCACACGAAAUACAAGUCCCAUAUACAUUGGAAGAGAGAAACGCAUAUCGGUAUUGCGAUACACAUUCUAUGUCCCUUAUUAUUCAAUUUCUUAUACGGCUAACAAGACAACAACCAUUAUUAAAUUUGUACGAUUAUCUGUACAAUUAAUGCCUACAGACCCGGAAACUGCGGCUGCACUUAAACCAGUUAAAGAAGAGAUGGAUAAGGUAGGAGCAGUUGUUCAGGGUGAGACCAAAGUGGAAUUAAGAAAGUCAACCUGCAGCUAUGAUGAGUGCAACUUGGGCAACUUUUUCUGCGAUGCUAUGAUACAUGCUUUCGUUGGCUUGACACCGUACUCGGAGAAACCGUGGACGAAUGUUUCAAUUGGUAUCGUAAACACCGGUGCGCUGCGUGUACCUCUAUACAGAGGAAAUAUUACCUAUGCGCACAUAGUGACGAUGUCACCGUUUGAAAACCAACUGACUGCAUUCAAUCUGCCUGGUCAUAAGCUGUUAGAAGCUUUGGAAUACAGUGUUAGCCCAAUUGAUUUCGAAAACGGUGUAACUAGCUCCUACAGAUUUUUGCAAGUAGCCGGUCUUAGGAUAACCUACAAUUAUACUAACAAAGUUGGAGAAAGAGUGGUCGAUAUUAAAGUUCGGUGCGUCGAAUGCGAUAUACCAAUUUAUGAAGACUUUGAUUCAAAGAAAAUUUAUCGUAUCGUUGCACCAGUUUUUCUCGCAGAAGGCGGCGAUGGUUUCACAAUGUUAAGAGAUCAUGGUUCCGAUUGGCAAAAUGAGAUGUCCGACUUGGAUGCACUACUUUCAUACACAACGCAAGUAACUCCAAUUUACAUAGGAAAGGAGAAACGUAUAAAUGUAUUGCGAAAGUACGAAGAAGUUUUAAAGCUGAGACAAGUAUGGGCUACUAAUAUCACUACCGAGGGCAAUGUUGUUAUUGGCACUUCCAGAGUAACAUUAUAUAAUAAUAACUGCGCUUACUCUGAAUGCAAUGUGGGGAAUUUCUAUACUGACGCAAUUUUGCAUGCUUUUUUACGCUUGGAUCCCUACAGUACAGAAAAGUGGGCCAAUGCCGCAAUAGCCCUAACAACCAGUGCUGAAAUGAGUGCUGUCAUUUCACGUGGCAGUAUUACUUACAAAGAUGCUUUUGCGCUUUGCUCGUACGAAGGUGAUCUCAUGACUUUUGAUUUGACUGGUAAAUAUUUGCUGGAAGCUUUGGAGUACAGUGUGUCAGCAAUUGAUCUAGAAAAUAAUGUCAAUGAGACUUAUAGGUUUUUACAUAGUUCAGGCAUUAGGGUUACGUACGAUCUUCGAGCUGCUAAAGGCAAUAGAGUCGUAAAGGCAGAGGCGCGUUGCACUGAUUGCGCUAUUCCUUUAUAUGAACCAUUAUCUCCAGCUAGAGAUUAUCGUAUUGUUGCUACUAAGUAUGUGGCCACCGGCGGUUACGGAUAUUCAAUGUUCACGAAUUAUGGAACAUCGCCCAAAACACUUCCGGUCAAUGAACUGACAGCGUUGAUCGAUUAUUUGAAAGUUGAAUCACCGGUUAUUAUGGGCUUGCAGGGACGAAUUAAACUAAGUUAAAUUGGUUGAUAACUUGGAAUAAAACUCCACAGUUUCUUUUUCUGUACCGAUGAAAUUAUUAAUAAUAAUUAAAUUUUAAUCUUCCAAUAAUUUUAAA
Messenger RNA from Zeugodacus cucurbitae (melon fly), 3464 nucleotides. RefSeq lists its product as uncharacterized. Gene Ontology annotation, cellular component: plasma membrane. Lineage: Eukaryota; Metazoa; Arthropoda; Insecta; Diptera; Tephritidae. The record is from RefSeq and is a predicted model, not a curated record. Gene Ontology annotation, molecular function: nucleotide binding; metal ion binding; 5'-nucleotidase activity. The coding region runs from base 215 to 3367 and encodes 1050 amino acids. The transcript has 18 exons. Gene Ontology annotation, biological process: AMP catabolic process.